AUGGCUUCCCCAGAGGAGCUUGAACUUCACGUUCCAGACCCCAGGAUCGAAGAUUUCACAUCGCUCCUCUCUGCUUCGAAGAUUGGUCCCGAAACCUGGUAUAAUACUGACAACAACACGGAUUUUGGCACCACCAAGAACUGGCUCGCUAAAGCGAAAGAUGCGUGGCUUGAGCUUGACUGGCGGAAGCAAGAAGACCGCAUCAAUAGCUUCCCCAACUUCAACAUCACCAUUAAUGACGUCGAUGUUGGACCCAUAAACAUUCAUUUCGUUGGUCUUUACUCCAAGAGAAACGAUGCCUUACCGCUGCUCUUUCUACAUGGGUGGCCCGGGUCUUUUCUCGAGUUCCUUCCACUGCUUGAUAUUUUGAGAAGCAAAUACACCCAAGAGACUCUUCCUUACCAUGUCAUCGUUCCCUCUUUACCGGACUAUGGACUUUCCAGUGGGCUUGUCGAAACUGAGCUCACGCUUGAGAUAGCGGCGAGGCUUAUGAACGAGCUUAUGGUCGCUCUUGGUUUCGAGUCGGGUUAUGUUGCCCAGGGUGGUGACAUCGGUAGCUUCCUCGCCAGAAUUCUGUCAGCCAGUCAUCCACAGUGCAAAGCUUUCCACAUUAAUAUGCUUGCUCCAGGAUCCCAGGAGGAGCUUCUUACUACGGUCAACAUCACCGAUGCUGAGACACAGCACGUACAGCGAAUGCUAAACUUCAGCGCUACCGGGUCAUCGUAUCUUCUCGAGCAUGGCCUAAGACCGUCGACAAUUGGUCUCGUUCUACCAUCAAAUCCACUUGCCAUGUUGGCCUGGAUUGGCGAGAAGUUCCUCGAGUGGCCUGACUCUCGUUAUCUACUUCCUGUGGACACAAUCUUCAGGAUGGUGAGCUUUUACUGGUACACAGACACUUUCCCAAGAAGCAUGUAUCCCUAUCGAGCUCUUGCGGGGGCAGCAGCAGCAAAUGUUCUCUUUUCUGUUCCCACGUCCAAAGAAAAGCCAUUUGGCUAUUCGGUGUUUCCGGCGGAGAAUAUUCUCUUGCCGAAAGCAUGGGCUGAGAAGGUCCAUCCAAAUCUUGUCUUCUACAAGCGCAAUGAAAAGGUUCGCCUGCUUCCACCAAUAGCUCGUGUGUUCACGUUCUGCGUCUAA
This is a messenger RNA of Colletotrichum fioriniae, 1134 nucleotides long. RefSeq lists its product as uncharacterized. The record is from RefSeq and is a predicted model, not a curated record. Gene Ontology annotation, biological process: epoxide metabolic process. Lineage: Eukaryota; Fungi; Ascomycota; Sordariomycetes; Glomerellales; Glomerellaceae. Gene Ontology annotation, molecular function: epoxide hydrolase activity.